This is a messenger RNA of Mycotypha africana, 983 nucleotides long. RefSeq names its product ras-like protein 1. The transcript is spliced from 4 exons. Gene Ontology annotation, cellular component: plasma membrane. Lineage: Eukaryota; Fungi; Mucoromycota; Mucoromycetes; Mucorales; Mycotyphaceae. Gene Ontology annotation, molecular function: GTPase activity; GDP binding; GTP binding. The record is from RefSeq and is a predicted model, not a curated record. The coding region runs from base 212 to 895 and encodes 227 amino acids. Gene Ontology annotation, biological process: signal transduction.
UGGCCUGAAAAUGCUUGGUGGGGGUCAGACCUAAAAUAGUAUAUCUCUUCUCUCCUCUCUCUCUCUCUCUCUCUCUGCCUUUUUUUUCUUCUUUUUCUUCAUUUUUCCCUCUUUCUUCGUCUCCCCUUCCACUUGAAAUAAAGUAUUUUACGGUUCGAUUACAGCACUUUUUUUUGAUACAAUUUUCAAUCGUGAAGGAAAUCAUUACAAUAUGUCUAAAACAGCCUCGUGGGUCGUACGUGAAUAUAAGCUUGUGAUGGUUGGAGGUGGAGGUGUCGGAAAGUCAGCAUUGACAAUUCAGUUUAUACAAUCGCAUUUUGUGGACGAAUAUGACCCUACAAUUGAAGAUUCCUACCGAAAACAAUGUGUUAUUGACGAAGAAACCGCGUUACUGGACGUUUUAGAUACUGCAGGACAGGAAGAAUAUAGUGCUAUGCGUGAACAAUACAUGAGAAAUGGAGAAGGAUUUUUGUUGGUUUAUUCAAUUACGUCAAGAAUGUCAUUUGAAGAGAUAGAAACUUUUCAUCAACAGAUUUGUCGAGUGAAGGACAGGGAUUAUUUUCCUAUGGUGUUAAUAGCCAAUAAAUGCGACUUGGAAACAGACCGUCAAGUAUCCAGUCAGGAAGGACGAGAUCUAGCAAAGAAAUAUAGAUGCCAUUUUGUAGAAGCCUCAGCCAAACAUCGUAUCAAUGUAGAUGAAGCAUUUUAUGAAGUUGUGAGAGAUAUUCGACGCUAUAACAAAGAGCAAGAAAUGAAUAGUAAUCGAUAUACGAACUCUGGAGGCUAUGGCGGCAGUGGAGGUGGAGGUCGAAAUAGCGGAGGUGCUGGCUUUGAUAGGUUCGGCAUAGACAAUGCGAACGACAAUGCUACUUCAAAAUGCUGUGUAUUAAUGUAAAUAUAUUGUGUGUAUAUUUAUCCUGCUUGAAACCCUUUUAUUAUUUCCUUUCUUUUUCCCUCAAUUAUAUCUAUAGCUUCUACGGGCC